Molecule: messenger RNA, 1497 nt
Organism: Colletes gigas
Lineage: Eukaryota; Metazoa; Arthropoda; Insecta; Hymenoptera; Colletidae
Exons: 8
Coding region: 1-1497 (498 amino acids)
Biological process (GO): sodium ion transmembrane transport
Cellular component (GO): membrane
Molecular function (GO): ligand-gated sodium channel activity
Source: RefSeq, a predicted model, not a curated record
AUGCCGAAAAUGUCGAGAAAUUUGGCAAAAUCGAAAGAAUCGGAAGAACACAAUUAUUUCUACAAGGAUGAAAUUUUGCCAGAUAUUCGGGCUCGCCAGAAAGCCAUCCCGACCGAAAAAGACUCGACGGUGCCGAUGGAGCAAAUUCCAAAUCAUCUUGGCAUGCAAACCAUCGAUACAAAGUCUAACAUUGGCAAAUAUUUCGUGGAAUUCGCGAGCACUUCGACCAUACACGGUCUUAGGCAUUGGGUGGCACCGCACAGACAUCCCGUUGAAAAGUUUCUGGCGACCGUGUUUAUCGUUGGUGCCCUGUUGUGUUUGAUCUCUUUGUCGGUCAUGUUUUGGAACCGCUAUCAAAACGAAGCUACCGUCAUCGUAGUGAACAACGAACGCGAUCGGUUUCGAAUAUCAAAACCAGCUGCGUUUAUUUGUCCGGUGCCGAACGUAGACGAGAGCAAAAUUCCGGACGUUUUUAUCAAACACGGCGUCGAACACACGCUAGAAGCAGAACGGUUCUUCACUUUUCUUGCCAAUGUAAAUUACCAAAACAUGCCAAAGACACCUAAUUUCGACAAGGUACCGCCGAACAAAUGGUUGGCAAUUCUUUACGAUUUACGGAGAUACAUUCCUCCUAACAAUUUGAAGGAAGAGGACCGUUUCGAGGCUUGGGUGGUGACAGAAAAUGGCGUGUGUCUAGCAAAGAGAAGCGUCUUUGCGAUCUACGCUACGUACGAAUACUGGACGAGCAAUAAUUGGACAACCGUUCCCGUAAUACCACCCGACCAAGUACCGUACUACGAUCACAACGAUGAUCAUUCGCAAGAACCUUUCGUUGCAGAGAACAUGGCACUGUUCGCUGUAUGCGAUCCCUUCGAAAUCUUGUCAUACGAUAUUCCUACAAAGUGGACGCGGCCGCAACUGUUGCAACGUCUGAUCAUGUCAAUAUCCGAAAUCAAGACAAGAGCAAACGUCAGAGAGCUCCAGGUCCAUCAGAGGAAAUGUAAAUUCGUAAACGACGGUGGUUUGAGAACGUGGCCAGUCUAUACAAAAAACAUGUGCGUGAUAGAGUGCAGAAUGCGAGUGAUUGAAGAUCGUUGCAACUGUCGACCACACUUUGCCAGACCUAUAGAAGGGGUGAAUAUAUGCAACGCGGCGCAGCUACGUUGUAUCGGUGAAAUAACGAAAGACCUAUUCAUGUUCGAAUAUCCACCGUCCUUCUGCAAUUGCGUUCCAAACUGCGACGUCGUCGAAUACCAGAUAACGGACGGCGAAAUAAACGAUCUGAACGAUAUGCCGACAAAUUCAUCGUUUAUAAAUUUAAUAGUCGAAUUUCCACAAAUCAUCUAUUAUCGGUCACUGAUGUUCGGAUUCACAGACUUUUUAACCGGAGUCGGAGGUGCUGCUGGAUUAUUUCUAGGAGCCAGCGUAUUAUCCUUUGUGGAAGUAUUUUAUUACAGCACAUUACAUAUAUUUUUUUACCUGAAACGAAUGAAAUGA